AUGUCUCAAGAGCAGGCCAAGGAGGAGACGGCGAGUGAGUUCGGCUUGAGAAUGGUGAAGACCGUCUCUUCAGGGUUCGUCACCCUGGCGAUGUCCAUAGGCGCCCGCACCGGGCUCUUCACCCGCCUGGCAGGUAUGGACGGCCCGAAGACGUCCGCACAGAUCGCGGAGAUGGCGAACAUGAAGGAGAGGUACGUUCGCGAGUGGCUGGCUGUGAUGGUGACCGGUCAGAUUGUCGACUACGAAGAAAAGAAGACCUACUUCUUACCGAAGCACAGGGCGGGUGCCUUGUUGCCUGGGGGAGGUAUCAGGAACCUUUCUCUCUUCAUGAGCCAGUUGGCUCUGGUCGCAGGUGACGUGGCGGAUUGCUUCCCAGCAGAGGGACCCAAAGGUCUACCGUAUUCGGCCUAUCCAGAGGUACAUGCAUUUUGGGGAGACGUAAGGGAGAUGCAGCAUAAGACAAACCUGGUGGACAAGUUUCUGCCUACAAUUCCAGGACUGCGCGAAGACUUGGAAUCGGGAAUCCGAGUUCUGGACGUGGCGUGCGGCAGGGGCAUCACCACUCUCAUCCUGGCCCAACACUUCCCAAACAGCACGUUCAUCGGUACCGACCUCUGUGAGGACGCCAUCCAGUGGCCGAGCGAGGAAGUCGAGAAGCGCGGAUUGGCCAACGUCACGUUCCAGGUGCAGGACCUGGCCAAGAUGCCCGCUGAUUGGUCAGAUUCCUUCGACUAUGUGCAAGUCUGGGACGGCGUGCACGACCAGGCCGACCCCGAGCGCGCGCUGCGGGAAAUCUUCCGCAUGGUGAAGUCCGGAGGGCGCUUCUCCAUGGUCGACAUCAGGGGGCACACUGAACUUGCCGACAACUUGAGUCGCUCGGUGAGUCCCUGUCGCUACGGCAUGAGCCUGCUCCACUGCAUGCCAGUGUCGCUGUACUUUGGCGGGAAAGGUCUGGGCGCCAUGUGGGGACAGGAGCUGGCGUCGCAGAUGUUGGACGAAGCAGGGUUUGUCGAUAUACAGCUGCUGGAUGUUCCGUACAGUCACGGCGAAAUUCACUUCUUGUGCAAGAAGCCGUGA
Molecule: messenger RNA, 1077 nt
Organism: Branchiostoma belcheri (Belcher's lancelet)
Lineage: Eukaryota; Metazoa; Chordata; Leptocardii; Amphioxiformes; Branchiostomatidae
Product: demethylmenaquinone methyltransferase-like
Source: RefSeq, a predicted model, not a curated record